UUCAGACCUGUGCCUUCUCAAGGUGACUUCCAACAACAGGUGGCAUCAAACCAUCACCAUCACACACCAGCAGUUGGAGUUAUAGAUGGGGAACGGCCCCUGUUUCCUCUGCCAUUUUUUUUUUUAGAUUUUUGGUCUGGGACGUAGAAUAACCAUGCCUGUUCCAGAUGUUAUGUUCUGUGCGCAGCAGAUUCAUGUUCCACCUGAGCUGCCAGAUAUUAUGAAACAGUUUACCAAGGCUGCUAUCAGGACCCAACCACGUGAUGUACUCCAGUGGUCCUAUGGGUAUUUCUAUGCUUUGUCACAUGGAGAGCCUCUUCCUGUGAAGGAACGUGUUGAAGUGCCAGUAGCCACACAGAAAAAUGACACAGGUCUGACACCAGGACUCCUUAAAAUUUUGCAUAAACAGCUUUCUGAAAAGGGAACUGUGGAGCUACCAGAUCUUCAGAGAAAAUGGAAAAACUUGUGCUUGCCAAUGGCACACCUGCACAACCUUCUUCGACUGGACGACUUUUCGGAAGGAAUUGAAUGGAUGAAAUUUUUUGCCCUUGGUUGUAGUGCUCUUGGUGGGUCCUUGCAGAGUUCCAUGAAACAUGCCUGUGAAAUUCUAACAAAUGAUCCAGAGGGGGCAGCAGCCCGCAUUCCAUAUGACACAUUUGCAUUCCUUUAUUCCUACUUGGCUGGCUUAGAUGAGGAAAUAACAGAGGAGUCAGUAGAGUCUUUUCUCAAAGCUCUUAAGGAACAUGUGGCAUCUAAAGAAUAUAUGGUUGGACCUGCAGAUUUCUCCGCUGUUCAAAAGAAGCCUUAAAACAAAGAAGAGGAUGAGAAACUUUACUACCUAAACAGAACUUAAAUGUGGAAAAGCAUCAUUGUGUGCAAAUAAAAUACAGCUUUAAAAAAAUAAUUUUAAAAAUUGCAGCCUGCUUUUGUGUUAGCAGUAAUGAAGUAGCUUCAUGUCAGAACAUGAUACUUGGCGGGGCACUGUUUGGUAGUUUCCAAAGAGGAGAUCUAGAGGAGAUAACUGUAAUGAGUGAUCAAUUGAUAGAGAUUUUUAAACUUUGAAUGCCAUAGUUAAGUUAGACUUCAGUAAGAUGUAUGCAUAAUGGUACAUAAUGCAAUAUCCAAUUACUGUAUCUGAUUUUGCAGGGUAAAUAUUUCAGCACUCCUAUAUAUUUAAUAAUUACUAGAUUGACAAUUCUUAGAUUGGGAAGUACAGGCAUAAAUGAUUUCUGCACACAUCCUGUGGCUAGAGUCUACAUCCUGCAUUCUAGGCCAUGAUGUUGAGCUACUGGAUUAUGACUGUGUAGAAAGCAUUGAUAGCACCAAUUGCCUGGCCAGGUGUGAGAUGGAAUGGGGACUGACUGGAUUAAAUUUUGCAGAAGAAAUGGAUAGUGUCUAAACUGAUUGUACUACCCAGUGGAUGGAUAUGUGUGAAUCUGUGGACUAGUAUCCAAAAGUACAAUAUCAUUCAAAUCCACUAAACAGUGAUACCUUUAUUGGGCCAACCAAAAUGAACAGAAUAUGUGUUGCAAGCUUUUCAAGCUUCACUGGCUAGCUCAUCAGGCAAAGGUGUUAAAAAUCAUACAGAAGGGGGGAAAUUACUAUGUUAAUCACAGUCCUGCUGUUUGUCAAGAUACUAUUGUUCAGCUGUUAAUAUACUGUGAGAACACUGCAAACAUUUUAUGCUUUUUUAUCUGCCAAAAAGUUGCUCUUCAUAUAUUUGCACUACACUUUUAAAAACGUUCUUUGUUCCAAAACCAGAAAUAAGAGCGAAUAAAAAUCUAAGGUGCAGAGAGGGUGACAGGUCAUCUCCUUCUGAUGCUGUCAUUCUUUAUCUGGUUGUUUCUUUUAAAAUUUAUUAUAUCACAUCAAUAUGGUUAUUAUUUAAAGCUAAAUAUAGAUAUCUAUCUUUUCAAAGCACAAUCAAUGGAACUUCAAAAACAUCCAAAUAUUAAGCAGUACUGCAUUGGAGAAUGUUUUUUUUUAAACCCUUAUUUUAGUGCAGCACCUAUUUCAGUAUUAAUGGUUUUAUAAUGAAAUGGUAGUCACUUAAAUUCUGUUGCAGUUGCCUCUCUCCUGUGGUGCUGAGGCUAGUUGCCUUGUCCACAUCUGCAUCAUUUAGUUGUACAUAGACUUGAAACUUUUAAUGAAAAGGUACACAUUAUGUCCCAAAUGUGGAGUAGGAUUUUCACUUAAUAGUUCAACUUGCUGUUAUGUUUUCUGUUGUGGUUAUGAUGGAAAAUAUGUAACUUCUGAAAAUUUUUCAUGUGAGUUAUUUAUAAAACGAAAUCCACAUACAUUUCCUUUUACCACCAUUCACUGGUAGACUCAAGUAAUAUAAGUUUUUAAAAAGCUCUAUUCAGGCGUUCCAAAAUGAAGAUGUAGUGGAGUCUCCUGCCUUGGAGGUCCUCAAACGGAGGCUGGAUGGCCAUCUGUCGGGGAUGCUUUGAUUUGGAUUUCCUGCAUGGCAGGGGGUUGGACUGGAUGGCCCUCUAUGAUUCUAUGUGAAUGAAUGAAUGAAUGAAUGAAUGAAGAGAAGUGUGUUAAUCUCCCAUUUCCUGCAGGAUAGCCCAUAUUCCAAACGACAUGAUUAGAUGCUGAUUCAGAAAGUAGCCUUCUACAAGUAAAAGGGCAAGAAAAGUGAAAAUGGUCUGGUGGGUGAGGACAACUAGCUCAUUCUCCACAUUUACUUCUAGUUUGGAAAACCUAUAGGGGUUAGCUUUUUUUUUCAUAAGAAACUCUCUUUUGGGAAGGGUGUUCUUGCAGUAAUUUACUGUUAGCCCAUGAACUUGCAAUUCAGUAAUUUAUAUUGUAAUUAUGUACAGUUAACAUUUUACUAAAUAAAACCU
This is a messenger RNA of Sceloporus undulatus (fence lizard), 2849 nucleotides long. It is a transcript of the gene ROPN1L, whose product is annotated as rhophilin associated tail protein 1 like. NCBI's taxonomy places the organism in Eukaryota, Metazoa, Chordata, Lepidosauria, Squamata, Phrynosomatidae. The record is from RefSeq and is a predicted model, not a curated record. The coding region runs from base 155 to 808 and encodes 217 amino acids. The transcript is spliced from 7 exons.